GAACCGAUAAUGGAAGCCCACGAGAUGUUUUGGAAGCAAUUGCGUGAGCAUAUAGAAAACUAUGGGGCAACCAUGAUUAUCGUCACCAUAUCUACUGGAUUAUUCAUUGGAUACUUCAUGCACUACAUAAUGAAUGUGAGACCUAUGAAGCAGAGGCUUAAAGUCGACGGAAUAGAGCAAACAGAGGACGACGAGGAGUUGAAAGGUAAGUAA
Cylicostephanus goldi is the source of this 213-nucleotide messenger RNA. The record is from the annotation of a GenBank genome assembly. Lineage: Eukaryota; Metazoa; Nematoda; Chromadorea; Rhabditida; Strongylidae.